AUGAUAACAGCGUCAAAAUGGUUUUGGAAUGGACUUUGGAAUUAUACCAAUCGUGGUUUCGAGAAAAAGAAACAACAUUUUAAUGAAAAUGAUUUAAAUCAAGAUAUUAGUUCAAAACAUUUUAUAAUAACUGGUGGAAAUAAUGGUUUAGGCUUUCAAACUUCUUUAGAAUUAGCAAAACUUGGUGGAAAUGUUCAUAUAUUAUGCAGAAAUCAAGAGAAAGGUGAACAAGCAAUAAAUGAAAUUAAAGAUAAAUCAAAAUCAGAUAAAGUUCAUCUUCAUUUAUGUGAUGUUUCAAUAAUUGGUAGUAUAAAAUCAUUUGUAGAUGAUUGGAAGAAACAAGGUAAUUCAGUGGAUGUAUUAAUUCAUAAUGCAGGCGUUAUGUUACCAAAUAGAGAAGAAACCUCAGAAGGUCAUGAAAAAACAUUUGCAACCAAUUUAUUAGGUCCAUUUUUAUUAACAAAAUUAUUAAUGUGUGAUGAUAAUAAUAGUGGUAGUGGUAGUGGUGAAGGUGCACAUAAAAGAGUUAUAUUCGUAUCAUCAGGAGGUAUGUUAACAUCAAAAAUGUCAAAAGAUUUUGAAUUUAAAAAGUUUACAACAAAUAAAAAUUUAAAAUGGGAUGGUAUGAGAGCAUAUGCUGAAACCAAAAGAGCAAUCAUUUAUUUAACAGAAUUAUUUAGUCAAAAUUAUCAAUCAUUUAAUUCAUAUUCAAUGCAUCCAGGUUGGGUCAAUACAACUGGAGUAAUGAAUGGAAUGCCUUUGUUUUAUAAAAUGACAAAAUCACAAUUAAGAACAUUGGAACAAGGUUGUGAUACAAUUGUUUGGUUAGCAGUUUCACCAACGGUUGAAGAUCAUUCAAAGUAUAGUGGUCAAUUUUUUGAAGACCGUCAAAUUGUUGAUAAAUUCAUACAUAAUUCUCAUACUGAGUCAAGUCAAGAAGAUAUAAAUUCUUUAUGGAAUUAUUUAAAUGAAAUAUUUUUAAAGAGUUGUUAA
This is a messenger RNA of Dictyostelium discoideum AX4, 993 nucleotides long. RefSeq lists its product as hypothetical. The record is from RefSeq and is a predicted model, not a curated record. The transcript has 3 exons. NCBI's taxonomy places the organism in Eukaryota, Evosea, Eumycetozoa, Dictyosteliales, Dictyosteliaceae. Bases 1 to 993 code for a protein of 330 amino acids.